Messenger RNA from Cyprinodon variegatus (sheepshead minnow), 8432 nucleotides. RefSeq names its product insulin like growth factor 2 receptor (gene igf2r). Gene Ontology annotation, molecular function: D-mannose binding; signaling receptor activity. NCBI's taxonomy places the organism in Eukaryota, Metazoa, Chordata, Actinopteri, Cyprinodontiformes, Cyprinodontidae. The coding region runs from base 84 to 7532 and encodes 2482 amino acids. The record is from RefSeq and is a predicted model, not a curated record. Gene Ontology annotation, biological process: lysosomal transport. Gene Ontology annotation, cellular component: trans-Golgi network. The transcript is spliced from 50 exons.
UGGUUCGGUUCAGAGCCGAUCCUCUCUGCUGUAUCAUGUCGUUUUAAUUGAGCGCCACAGGCGGGAUCCAGCUCGGUAAAGACAUGUUUAUCCAGGAUAUAUCGACUCAACGCGGGCCUCUGAGGCUGGUUCUGUGGCUCUGCGUCGGUGUGGGGUGUCUGUUGGCUCGGUCCGGAGCAGAAAAGGACCGCAGCGGCAGCUUGUGGUACCAGGAUCUCUGCAGUUAUAAGUGGGAGGCUGUAGACCAGGACAGAAAUGUGAAAUACACCAUAAAACUUUGUGAGUCCUCACCCCCGACCAGCUGCGGGGCGAGCGUUGCAGUGUGCGCUCAGAACCUCGACGGAGGAGAACCUCGCUCAGUUGGUGAUGUUUCCCUGCAGAGGCUCUCUGGCACCGUCCUCGAUUACAACUCCACAGAGACAUGCUCCGAAGGCAAUAACCCCAUUCAGACCAGCAUCAGUUUCCAAUGUGGGAAAACCAUGGGGACCCCAGAGUUUGUGGCUCUGUCUCAGUGUGUGCAUUACUUUGAGUGGAAAACCUACGCUGCCUGCAGGAAAGACAAAUUCAAGCCACACAAAGAGGUGCCCUGCUUCUUGUUCGACUCUGAUGGCAAGAAGCACGACCUGAACCCUCUGAUCAAAGUGAGCGACGGUUAUCUGGUGGACGACGGCGACGAAAGCACUGACUUUUAUAUCAACGUCUGCCGAAGCCUCAACUCUCUAUCUACAUCCUGUCCAGAGGACUCUGCAGCCUGCCUCAUCACCAAAGAUGGCUCUUUCAGCAUGGGCGCCCCCAGCAGGCCGCUGGAGGCGGUGUCCAGUGACAGUUUGAGGUUACGGUAUGAAUUAAGUGCCGACUCGACGCCUCCAGAGAGAUGUGGACAACACCGGCCCACCGUCACCAUCACUUUCAUCUGUCCAUCAAACAGGCAUUUGGGCAGCACCCCUAAGAUGGUUGCAGAGUCAAACUGCCGGUAUGAGGUGGAGUGGGUGACUGAAUAUGCCUGUCACAGAGACUACCUGGAGAGUCAUAGCUGCAAACUGACCAGUGAACAGCAUGACGUCUCCAUCGACCUCACACCUCUCACUCUGAGCUCUUUAGACAGACCCUACGUCUUCCAGUCUUCAUCCAGCGAAGACCCUGAGAACUACGUCUAUUACCUGAACGUUUGUGGAAAGAUUCCCACACAGGAAUGUGGGGACGACCCUUUUAUCUCGUCCUGCCAGGUGAAGAGCUCUGCAAACACCAACAAAGUGGCCGGGAGAUUUCAGAACCAGACGUUACGGUAUUCAGAUGGAGACCUCAGUCUGAUUUAUCCCGGUGGAGAUAAAUGCUCCUCUGGCUUCCAGAGAAUGACCAUCAUUAACUUCCAGUGUAACAAAACAGCCUCAAACAAUGGUCAUGGGACUCCAGUUUUUGCCGGGGAGACAGAUUGUACGUAUUAUUUUAACUGGGAUACAGCGUUUGCUUGUGUCAAAGAGAAGGAGGAUCUGCUUUGUCAGGUCAGAGAUGGCAGCAAACACUACGACCUCUCCCGCCUUACCAAGUACCCCGAGUCAAAUGACAGCGACAACUGGGAGGCGGUGGGUGAGCGAGCUACAAAAUCAGACAUGCGCUACUACCUGAACAUCUGCCACAAAGUGCUGAAGCGAGGAGGAGCCGCUAACUGUCCAGAAGACGCUUCCUUCUGUGCUGUGGAUAAGAAUAAUAAGAGCAUCAGCUUGGGCAGCUUCCUCUCUCCUCCUCAGAUGACCAAACAGGGGAAUGACAUCAGACUGCUGUAUACUGACGGGACGACCUGUGAAAACAAGAAGACUAGGACCCAAACUAUUGUGACCCUCAAGUGCAAACCAGGACAUCUUGAGAGUCCUCCGAUACUUCGCAGCGUUUCCUCUGAUAAAUGCCUUUAUGAGUUGGAGUGGUACACGGCUGCUGCCUGCAUCCUCUCAAAGACAAAAGGAGACGACUGCAAGGUGGAGGACCCCCAGGCUGGAUUCUCCUUUGAUUUGUCACCUCUAACCAAACCUGAAGGCAGCUUCUACAAUGUGACCAACGGUGGUUACGACUACUUCAUCAAUGUUUGUGGUCUGGUCAAAGCCGCCGGGUGUCCUGAGAAUGCCGGAGCAUGCCAAGUGGAAAAGAGCGCUUGGAGCCUCGGGAAGGCAAACUCUCAUCUGUCCUACUAUGACGGGUUGAUCCAGCUGACCUACGUUAAUGGCUCCCAGUACAACAAUGCAAAACACACCCUGAGAUCCACCCUCAUCUCCUUCCUCUGUGAUCCAGAGGCUGGACUAGGAAGCCCAGAAUUCCAGGUUGAGGAUAACUAUACCUAUAACUUCCGCUGGUACACAUCCUACGCAUGUCCUCAAAGGCCUCAUGAAUGUUUGGUGACAGAUCCCAUCACUCUCGACCAAUAUGACCUGUCCAGCUUGUCGCGAUCCACCUCAUCUAAGAACUGGCUUGCAAUGGAUUUGACCGACACUGCGAACAUAAAGAAGUACUACAUCAACGUAUGUCAGCCCAUCGUCCCGGUGCCAGGAUGUGACCGGGACGCAUCAGUUUGCCAGAUGAAGUACAUAAACGAAAAGGGCUCUACAAAGGAGGUGGUGUCUGUCAGUAACAUGGGGAAGUCAAAGAGAGGUCCAAUCAUCGAGGGAAGGGACCGGCUGCUGCUGGAGUUCACUGAUGGUUCUGUCUGCAUGUCGGAGGGCCAGAAACUUACUUAUACUACAAUCAUUCACCUGGUCUGCUCUAGAGGAGCCUCUGCUAUGGGCCCGCGUUUCGAGUUAAACCAGAACUGCACUGCCAUCUUUGUGUGGGAGACCAAAGCUGCCUGCGCCAUCCAAACCAUUAAGAAUGAUUCCUGUGAGAUUGCAGAUCCCGUCUCUGGUUUCAAGUACAAUCUUCGGCUUUUGGCCUCUAAGGAAGGAUACAACACAACUGCUAACGGCAAAGACUUCUUGGUCAACAUCUGCGCAGACGCACCAAGAUGCGGACAGGGGAUGGGCGGCUGUGAGAUAGAGAACGGGCAGGCGAUAAGCCCCGUGGGGGUGGAGAAGACACUCAAGUACUCCACUGAUGGUGCAUUACAGCUGACGUAUAAAGGAAGUCUGGAUGAGACAUCAGCAACCAGAGACACCUUCACCAUCAACUUUGUGUGUAACCCAAAAUCUCACCCUGGAUCAUUAAAACUGGUGAGAGAAGACAUGAGUACUCUAUCCAGCCACGUUGUCCAUGAAGCCCUGUUCGAGUUCUCUACAGCUCUGGCCUGCAUCCCCGCUCCUGUCGACUGCAGGAUCGUUGAUCCCCAUGGAAAUGAGUAUGAUCUGAGCCACCUGAUCCGAGACGAAGACGACAGCCCCUGGAUCCCUAUGGACCCGGGUGCUGGGACAUCACGCAAAUUCUACAUAAAUGUCUGCAAGCCGCUUCCAAGUCAUGAAGAGUGUCCAGUGGGUCCUCUCGGAGCUUGUGGCGUGAUAAAUGGGAAAAGUUUCAACCUGGGUUACAUACAGUCCAGCCCGCAGGUGGCAGAUGAAGGCUCCAUCACCAUCAUGUACCAGAACGGAGACAAGUGUGGCGAUUCAUCCACGUACUCGACACGCAUCUUACUACAGUGUGCCGAUAACCCGGGCUCCCCCAUGUUUGACCGUCAAGAUGGCUGCGAAUACGUCUUUGUGUGGAGGACAUCAGAGGCAUGUCCGAUCAAGAAGGUUAAAGGGGAGAACUGUCGAGUUCGUGACCCCAAGAGUGGCUAUGAGUUUGACUUCAGCUCUCUGAAGGACAAGGAUUUUUCCAUCCCCAGUGACAAGUACACCUACCACCUGUCAGUCUGCAGCGCGCUGCAGAAAGAUGUCUGCCCACACAAAGGCACAGAACCUGUGUCUUCCUGCCAGGUGUCUGGAAGCACUCACAAGACUGCCGGAUUGUCAAACCAGAUACUGAAUUAUGUCGGGGAUCAGAUCAUCCUGAACUACACCAGUGGAGACACCUGUCAUAGAAUCUAUCAAAGAUCCACGGUCAUCAGCUUCUCUUGCCACCCUGACAAACAUCCUGGAGUACCAGAGUUCAUUAAGGAGACUCCUGAUUGCACCUACCUGUUCAACUGGCCCACCGCCCUGGCUUGCGUCCCAGCCAAAGCUACCAGCUGCUCCUACAACGACGGCCGGGGCCACUCCUAUGACCUCUCUCCUCUGACUUUGGACUCUCAAAACUGGGAGGUAGAGAUCUCGACUCAAACCACGGGGAAAAGGUUUUACAUAAAUGUCUGCAGGUCUCUGGUUCAGCAGGGAGGUUCUUGGAAGUGUCCCUCUAAUGCGGCUUCCUGCGUGAAGGAUGGGGAUGAAUAUGUGAGCCUGGGGCAGCUGACAUCCGGCCCUGAACUGGACGGAGACGUUCUGAAGCUACAGUAUACCAGCGGCCAUCCCUGCCCGAACAGGAGCGUUAACCGGAGCAGCAUCAUCCGCCUCAAGUGUGACAAAGAUAAAGUGGAUUCCAGACCCACUCUGAUCUCUGAGAUAGAGGACUGCGUGUACACGUUCCUGUGGUUAACAGCUGCUGCUUGCCCUCUAAACACCAGCCAGCACGACGGGUGCAGAGUCACCAACCCUGCCACAGGUCACUUAUUUGAUCUGAACCCUUUGAAGAAAGCUGAAGAUUACGUGGUUUAUGAUCACAACAACAGAAAGAAGAUGUUUCGCUUAAACAUCUGUGGAAAAGUGACCAACUCUGGAUGCAGUUCAGAAUCAGCUGUAUGCAUUAAGGAGGGAAAUACUGCGGUGAGCGGUGGUGAAGUGAGCACAGAGCUGUCGUACAGAGAUCGUGUGUUGGAGCUGACAUAUGAAGGAGGAAGCCCCUGCUCUGCAAACCCCAACCUGAAACACAAAACCAUCAUCCACUUUAUCUGCAGGCCUUCUUCCAUGAGCUCCGUCCCUGAGGAGCCGGUCCUUGUUGCUUCGAAUGCUGAGACUUGCACACACUUCUUCUCCGUCCACACACCGCUGGUCUGCGAACAAGCAGUAACCUGUUCGGUCCAGAAUGGUUCUGCUCUAAUAGAUCUGACGCCUCUCAUUCAUGUCAAUGGAUUCUACUCAGCAGCAGAUGUUGCUAUCAACCCAUAUGAAUCUCCAGAUUUUUACAUUAACGUCUGUGAGCCUUUGAACCCCAUCCCAGACGUCUCCUGCCCACCUGGAGCCGCAGUGUGUAUGGACCCUGAUAAUGGACCACCUGUGGAUAUUGGACGGACCACCUCUGGGCCACAGAUCAACAGUAUGACAGGCAAAGUGUUCAUCACCUACCAAAGCUCCACCCAGUGUCCGUCUGACCCUCAGCAGAACUACAGUUCAACCAUUAUCUUUACCUGCCAGAAAGGCCUGGAGCUGGGUUCCCCUCAGAUGCUGGCCCUGCAGGGUUGUGUUUUCCUGUUUGAGUGGGCGACUCCUAUCGUCUGCCCAGAUUCCACCCAAACCAGCGGCUGCCAACUCAGAGACUCGCAGCUCGAUUAUACGUUUGAUCUUAAAUCCCUUUCUGGUGAAGUCCAGGUGAAAUCGAGCUCUGGCAUGUAUCACAUCAACAUCUGUGGCUCUGUGGCAGAGAAAGGCUGUAUGCAGAGCGCGGUUUGCCAGGUGCCUAGUUCUGGUUCAGGGAAGCCCGCUGCAUCGUAUGGUAUGAGUAAAGCCAUGAAGAUGGACUUCAAACAUGAAGAGCAAGCAGUGCUGAUGCAGUACGGAGGAGGAGAUCCCUGCCCACCAGCGACCGACAAGAGCGAGAUGUGCGUGUUCCCGUUCACCUUUUUGAAUAACGAGUAUAACGAAUGCACCACAGACGGAAGGACGGAUGGUUUGAAGUGGUGCGCCACAACUUCCAGCUAUGACAGUGACAAAAAAUGGGGAUUCUGCAUUGAAGGUUCUGCGAAACGUCAGUCCUCCAUCCUCUUCAGAUGCAACCACACUGCAGGCCACGGCCACCCGGAACUGCUCUCUGACACCGCCGGCUGUUCGACCGAGUUUGAGUGGUACACCAGCACCGUUUGCCCCCCGAGGAAGAUGGAGUGUAAACUGAUAAGGAAGCAUCAGAUGUUUGAUCUGCGAUCGCUGUCGUCCCUCACCGAGCCGUGGAAUUUCAGCCACAAAGGAUAUUCGUAUUAUGUCAACUUGUGUCAGGGGAUCAACAGUAAGCCUCUUAGCUGUCCAAAGGGGGCGGCAGUGUGCCGACGCACCGCAGCCGGACAGACUCAGUCACUGGGUCAGGUUUACACCCAGAAAAUGAUCUACGCAGAUGAAAAGAUUUUGGUCAGCUAUUCAGUAGGGGAUGAUGUCUGUGGUAAUGGGAUGAAGGCCAAAACAGUCAUCCAGCUGAGCUGUGGCACCACUGUGGGAAACCCUUCGUUCUUAAGGAGAAGCUUUUGUACAGUUUAUCAAGCUAAUCUUGGAAAAACUCUGAGUCCUGCUUUAAAUGGAUGGUUUUAUACCAAAAACUGCACACAACCUUUACUAAAACCUAAAAAGAAAAACAAUAUUUUUAUCUGCUUCAGCCCACAUCAGGCUUCUGGCGACAUCCGUACCAAUGGCGACCGUUACAUCUACCACAUCCAGCUGUCCGGCAUCACCAACCCCUCCCUGCCGAAGUGUCGUGGUGCAAACAUCUGUCAGGUGAAGCUGAACGAUGACUACAGACGUAGGAUUGGCUCUUCUGAAAAAGCAAAGUACUACAUUGCAGGAGGAAACCUGGAAGUGGAAGUUCCCUCGGAGUCGCAGUGCGGCCGGGAGAAGAGCAAGAACGCUUCUUCCCUCAUCGUGUUCUACUGCAACCCUUCAGCGGGCGUCGGCAUCCCGGAGUUCAGGAGGGAGACGGAUAACUGCCAGUACACGUUUGCGUGGUACACGGACGCUGUGUGUGGGCUGACAACCGUCAAUCGGCAGACGUCCGAUGGCGACCUGGUUUCCCCAAAUAUAUCCCGCCGAAGCCAGGCAUUGGGGUUGAUGCUGGGCCUCCUGUUGGUGGUUUUCAUCGUCUGUCUGUUGGGGUUUUUGCUGCAUAAGAGAGAACGACGCGAGCUGGUGAUGCAGAAGGUCGCCGGCUGCUGCAAGAAAGGAAAUCAAAUCUCCUAUAAAUAUUCAAAGGUUAACACCGACGAAGAAGGAGGUGAAGAGGAGAUGGAGUGGCUGAUGGAGGAGCUCGAAGCCCCCCUCUCUUCAACCUCGCAGCGCAGCAGGAGUAACCAUAGCAACGGCCACAUCAGGACCAAGCCGGUGAACACGGACGGCCUUCGCUCGUUCUCUCUGGACGAGCAGGACGAGGACAGCGAGGACGAGGUGCUGAGCGUCCCGGGGGUCCGAGUCCUCAAACCCUCAGGAGUCACCAGGACUCAGCGCAGCGCCUUCCUGCAGGAGGAAAGUGAUGAAGACCUGGUGGGUCUGUUGGAGGAGUCAGACAGGGCGAGGAGGAGCAGCAAACCUCGCUCCUCAGGGAGCAAUCCCAGUAACAGCCGGAGACGGGAGGACGAGGACAGCGACGAGGACCUCCUCAGGGUGUGAUGUCACAGCGCCCUUCGUCUGUCCCUCCAUCCAUACGAACUCUUCUUUCAGUGAAUGUCUUGAAGACGGCAGCGAUGAAACCAACAGAUAUCUCCUCUCGGUGCGAGGCGGUUGGUUUUUUUCGUUGCGCCGCACCUUUUCUCGGCUUAUCUGGACUCAGGCUGCCGAAGCUGAUUUUAAUUUAUUGAGAGGUUUAUUAUUUAAACUGUCCUCCGGGCCGUUAGUGCCUGCAACCUGUGUUCUUAGAUGAUCUCCUGUAGCUCUGCCACAUUCGAACCCUGAAUGCAAACGUUCCUCAGUGGGAAAAUUAAACCAUAAUACUUCUUUACUUUCUUAUUUUUUCAGUUUGAAAUAGCCGUGCCAUUGCUUCAGCACUUUGAUUAAAUCAGUACAACGUAAACGUCUGCAGGAACCUUUUUUUUUUUUGCUAUAAGAACAUUUAGAAAAGCUGUCAAGCUGUGAAGCAUUUCGGCGUUUUUUUGGCAGGCUGUUCAGCUUCGGCUCGGCCGAGUUAUUAAGGGAACGAAGACACUGUUUACAGCUGCUAGCAGAGCAGCUCUUUUUUUUUUCUUUCUUUCCCCUUAAAGACAGUUUGAUGCCUUCCUGAUGAUGAUGAUUUUCAUCUGCGAAUCUUGUCUGGCGAGUUCUUUGUAUAUUUGAACGAUUAUGUUAAAAAUGUUAAAUGUUUUUUUUUUCUCAUCUCGUCUGCUGUGUCACUCAAACAUGUUUUAUGACCAUUUAACAGCUUUUCUCUACGUCUCUGUGAGUUAAAAUAGAAAAGGCCUUAAGUAGGAAUAGAUGGUCGACUGAAGGGAAAGUCUGGAAGCCAUAUUUCUGCAGAUCCCCAUUUUAAUCUCCUUAAUUAUCAGGUUUUAAAUACAGAUUUUUCAGUGUCAGACC